This is a messenger RNA of Saccostrea echinata, 3043 nucleotides long. RefSeq names its product serine/threonine-protein kinase 33-like. The transcript has 12 exons. The record is from RefSeq and is a predicted model, not a curated record. Gene Ontology annotation, biological process: protein phosphorylation. Gene Ontology annotation, molecular function: ATP binding; protein kinase activity. The coding region runs from base 222 to 1505 and encodes 427 amino acids. Lineage: Eukaryota; Metazoa; Mollusca; Bivalvia; Ostreida; Ostreidae.
CAAAACAGCGGCUAUGGAGACAUGCACUUGUAGAUAACCCGAAAUAUUUUGUAUGGUGUACUUUUGGAGUUUUUAGUGUCAUUAAAAUCAAAAUAAUGACAGUAUCCGGAAUUCAACAAGAUAUGAUACUACAUAUAUGUAAUGAAUUAAAUCUAGAUGUUUAAAAGUCUCUGUAGUUACAACUUGACUGCAACUUUACAGUGAUAACUAAAUGACUGUCCAUGAAUAUGAGUCGCAAAGGCAGUGCAGACAUGAAAACCAUCCCCCACACUCGAAUUAAUGAUGAGAGUUGGAUAUGGGAAAAUUAUGAACCUGGGGAGAAAAUUGGACAAGGCACAUUUGGCAAAGUGUUCAAAGUCAAACAUAAGGAAACUGGAAAGUACUGGGCCAUAAAGGUCAUCAACAAAGAAAAGGCUGGAGGGCCAGUUAUAAAGUUACUGGAAAGGGAAGUGAAUAUUCUAAAACGUGUUCAACAUGAACACAUCAUCAGCCUCAAUGAAGUGUUUGAAACUGCCAAGAAAAUGUACCUGGUGAUGGAGUUGUGCGAGGGUGGUGAAUUGGCGGAUGCUGUGAAAAACAGAGAACCUGUUCCUGAAAAUGAAUGCAAGAUUAUCAUGACAAGAUUAGCUAAUGCCAUAUCAUACCUCCAUAAAAAUGACAUAGUUCACAGAGAUCUGAAACUGGAAAAUAUUCUUCUAGCUCAGAAUCCUGAUAAUGUAGAAGAUAAACUGUACAUCAAAGUAACAGACUUUGGACUAUCAGUGGUUAAAGGGGGGACCGGUCAUGAUAAUAUGAUGCAGGACUUCUGUGGGACCCCCAUAUAUAUGUCUCCAGAAAUUAUAGACAACAAAACAUAUAGCCAAAAUUGUGAUGUAUGGGCCAUGGGUGUUAUAUUAUACAUAAUGUUAAGUGGGAAUCCGCCUUUUAAAUCAAAAGAUGAGGACUCGCUAUAUGAACUAAUUAAAAAAGGAGAACUAGAUUUCAGUGAAGAAGUCUGGUCAAAAGUCAGUGAUAAUGCUAAAUCCAUACUUGAGAAAAUGAUGAGAGUCGACCCAGCUCACAGACUGACAGCUACAGAAAUGCUACAUCACCCAUGGAUCACAGGAAAUGAUGCACAGCAGGAGUCGACUAAUGUGUUAGAGUUGAUGAAGAUGUUCCGAGACGAACAGAACCAGAAGACAGACGACAGUGCAAUAAAUGGGGACCUUAGUGAGCUGGAUUUGGGUGGCUCAAAUGACAGUUCAGAGGGCAACACUGUUAAGCAGAAUGGAAAUACAAGGAAAGGUUCAGGAGGAGUGAAAAAGCCUGGGUCAGGAGGUAAAUCUGGGCCUUCAGCAGUACGACAAAGUAGUCAGGUUUCGUCUCAUUCUAAACCCUCCACAUCAACUUCCAAGCCAAGUGCCAAAACACCCACCCCUACCAAAAUACAGACAAACAAUAAACUAUCAGUCAACACCAGGGCCACGCCCACCCCAUCUGGAAGGGGGCGGGGCACCAGGAAAUGACCAGUAUUAUUGAAUUGUAAACUAUGCACAGUGAGCCAGUGUCAUGGAGAUAUGUGUUGCCUCAGAAACUAAAUUGUGAUGUGACAGAGAAGGGAAUUCAGAUGAUUUAUCUGUACAACAAACUUUAUCUCAUAGCUCUUUAUUGUUUUUAUGAGGGGAUGGAACAUUAUACACAGACUUGGGACUUUCAUGUGGAUAUUUUGUUUUUAAUAUAGAGAGAAACAUGGUACUGCUUGAUGUAUGUGUUUUGAAUUUCAAGCUCACUGCUGAAUUUUUAAGUCCGUCCAGCUGUCUGUAUAUAUUCCAGUAUUAUAAAGAAAUGUCCUCGUGUGUCAUUAUGUAUGUGAAGAUCCAACUCUGUGGUAUAUUCAGGACCUCUUUGUUAAAAAUGAAAUGAUUCUAUGUGAGCAUGGGUGAAUUUGAAAAUGAUGCCAUGCAAAUGUUGGUUACCAAACAAUUGCAAAAUUGAAAAACUACUUAUCAUUAAUUGAACGCCAGUAGAGACCAGUCCUUUAUGUCUACUAUUUUAUGUAGUUUCUUACCUUAAGAAAAAUUUCUCCCAGUUUGUCGUAUGUAGUAAAUAUUGCAAAAGAUUCUUACUUGAAGAUCAAGGUUUGAACAGAUAUUUGUGUAAAUUCCUUUCUUCACUGAAGUGUUUUUAUAAUCCAUGGCCUUACUGCAGUCAUAUUUAAACAGAAAAAAAUAGAGCCUUAUUUUUAGAUUCACCAUCUUGUGAUAGUCUCAUUUAAAAGCCUUUCUGAAGUGUCAGAAAACUACAGAUCAAUGGCAUUUGAUAUAUUCUGGUAUAUUCUGUAAGUGCUAAUCAAGUUAUAUGAAUUAAUGAACAGUCAGGGGUGAUACUGAAAUCCGUCAUUUCUGAAAAAUGAUGGAUAAUCGUCAUAUUUACUAACUACGUAUUUUCGUCAUUUUUGUCAAUAUGACUUACUAUCGUCAUAUUUUCUUUUUCAACUUAAUUCUUCUAUCCUGGUUACAUAAAAGCGAAAUUUGAAUUCACCGCUGAAAGAAGAGUGUUUACGCAAGUUCCAUUUCAUCCGGGUCACUAAUUACUGCCGACCAAGUGCGUUAGAACAUCAACAUGGAAGGUGAAAGUUAUUAUUUAGCGGUAAAAUGUCGAAUUUUGGUAGAACUAAUUCGCCAUUUUUACAUGGCUUUUAAACCUAUAAAAAGAUAUAGUACACCGUCUGGAAGAAUACGUACUUGUAGAGAAAAGUCUCGACAAAAAGUUAAAGCCAUAAAAAAGUAGUGCGCCCCGUAAAACAAGCGAGAUAUUUCAGUGCACCCAGACCCUCCAUUUUGAAAAAAGACGGCAUAUCGUCAUUUUCGUCUUCUUUCCUAUUUAAUGCAAAUAAAUUGACAAAUAACUCUUCCACUCUUAUUUUUGCUUGGGAAAUUUGUACUGUCGACAUAACCAGUAUUGUAGUCAACUGUAUUAGAGAAAUGAAGUUUGUUUACGAUGUUUUUUGUCCUUUUUUCGGUUGGUGGAUCUAACAUUUUUCAAAGAGAGGUAACUCCGUAUU